Messenger RNA from Thermothielavioides terrestris NRRL 8126, 677 nucleotides. RefSeq lists its product as uncharacterized. Gene Ontology annotation, cellular component: precatalytic spliceosome; catalytic step 2 spliceosome; U2 snRNP. NCBI's taxonomy places the organism in Eukaryota, Fungi, Ascomycota, Sordariomycetes, Sordariales, Chaetomiaceae. Gene Ontology annotation, biological process: mRNA splicing, via spliceosome. The transcript has 3 exons. The coding region runs from base 247 to 576 and encodes 109 amino acids. The record is from RefSeq and is a predicted model, not a curated record.
GAAAUAACUAGGUAGGUAACGUAUUAACGCCACGGUGACAAAGCCUCGGUGACGUGCAAUUUCGGUCGCAGGUAAUCGGCCUUCGGCAUCUUCAACACGACCACGAGGCGACGAGACGAAUCGCUUUAGCACGCCUAUCCAUACCCAUCACCCCUUUGAUCGUUGACCCUUUCGACUGGAUUGCUUUCCCCAAACCAUCCAUCACUCUCGACAAACAGCAAGGCCAGCUAAGUCCCAACCCGCACCAUGUCGCGCCAUCAUCCCGACCUGGUCAUGUGCCGCAAGCAAGCCGGCAUCGCAAUCGGGCGGCUGUGCGACAAGUGCGACGGCAAGUGUCCCGUCUGCGACUCGUACGUGCGCCCGACGACGCUGGUGCGCAUCUGCGACGAGUGCAGCUUCGGCAACUACCAGAACAAGUGCGUCGUGUGCGGCGGCGAGGGCAUCUCGGACGCCUUCUACUGCUUCGAGUGCACCCGCCUCGAGAAGGACCGCGACGGGUGUCCCAAGAUCAUCAACCUGGGCAGCUCGCGGACGGAUCUAUUCUACCAGAAGAAAACGAAUCGGUCGACGUUCUAGUGAUGGGGUGGCCCGGGUUUGGGCUGGUUUCUCUUCUCUGGAUUGGCGUUGGUGUGGAUGGAUGGCAUGGGCGAGUUGAUUUCCUGGGAGGAUCUUCUGCA